AUGGAUUUUGUGACGGGAUUGCCUAAUACUUCAAGAGGACAUGAUUCUAUUUGGGUGAUUGUUGAUAGGCUUACGAAUUCGGCUCAUUUUAUUCCUAUUAAUAUCACAUAUCCAGUGUCGAGGUUGGCGGAGAUUUAUACCAGUGUGAUUGUGAAGCUGCAUGGCAUUCCUUUGUGUAUUGUGUCAGAUAGAGAUCUGGGGUUCAAAUCUGAUUUUUGGAAGAAGAUUGUUCGAGAAACUACUGAGAAUGUGAAGUUGAUUCGAGAGAAGAUGAAAACUUCGCAAAGUAGGCAAAAGAGUUAUCAUGAUAAGCGAAGAAAGGAUUUGGAUUUUCAAGCGGGUGAUCAUGUGUUUUUUAGAGUUACACAUGUGACUGGUGUUGGGCGAGUAUUGAAUUCUAAGAAGCUCACCCCUCAAUUUAUUGGUCUGUAUCAGAUAUCGGACAGAGUUGGGAAUGUGGCGUAUAAAGUGGUGUUAUCGCCUAAUAUUUCAAAUUUUCAUGAUGUGUUUCAUGUGUCACAACUCUGGAAGUAUGUUUCUGAUCCGCCGCAUGUGAUUCACAUGGACGAUGUGCAUGUACGGGAUAAUCUCACAGUGGAGCCGAUGCCAGUACGAAUUGAGGAUCGUGAAACAAAGACACUCAGAGGCAAAGAUAUUGCUUUGGUGAAAGUAGUUUGGUCGGGAACUGCUGGAGAAAGCAUGACUUGGGAAUUGGAAAGCAGUAUGCGGGAAUCCUAUCCUGAGCUGUUUGAAUCAGAUGACAAUUCAAGAUCCUUCGAACAGCAAAUCUCAUGUAUUCCAUCCCCUCUUCCAUUUGAGCCAGAAAGUGAGUCAUAUGAAGGACCAUGGCUUGAGAUAUGA
Messenger RNA from Vicia villosa (hairy vetch), 861 nucleotides. RefSeq lists its product as uncharacterized. The coding region runs from base 1 to 861 and encodes 286 amino acids. The record is from RefSeq and is a predicted model, not a curated record. Gene Ontology annotation, molecular function: nucleic acid binding. NCBI's taxonomy places the organism in Eukaryota, Viridiplantae, Streptophyta, Magnoliopsida, Fabales, Fabaceae. The transcript is spliced from 3 exons.